AUGGGUCGUAGUUCAAGUUUCGUUGUGCUAUUGCGUGGUGGAGUAGUAGCUUGCAUAUUGGAAGCCACGUGCAAUUCUUCUGUAAUUGAUCUGUUCUAUGCCGGCAGGUUUCUCAGCGUACUUCUCACGAUGAGUGCCGAAGAAGGAGAAGUGCAAACGCCAAUCGCAUCAGAAGGCCGGGAGUUAUCUUUGUCACCACCAUCCUUGGGUGAUGAAAGUCUCGAAUCUGCUGACGAACUUCCUGUUGUCAUCCAGGCAAAGCCGUCGUACGGUGAUGACGAAGAUGUUGUGGACGAUUCUCUGAAUAUUCAACCCCCUCCAUUAGCACCAGCGUACAAACGUAGUCACAAGUCUCGGAUGAUCACAGUCAUUCGCGAUCCAGAACCUCCGGGCGAGCUCAUGAUCGUGAAAGAUCGCGUGUCGGUGAUGUUGAAGAUCGACGAUCAAAAUCAACGAGAGAUGCACGUCACUUCGAAGGGGAUGGGCGAAGAAAGGAUGGAAAAGAGUGGUCCUCACGCUCGGGUGGUGAAAGGGACCGUAAAGAGAGAAGUCGUUUGUCGGACGGAAUGCGUCGUUCCGGCAAUGAACAUGGUAGAAGUCGUCAUAAUAGAAAUCUUGAAGCGGAAAAGCAUUCAGGGGAUCGUCGUCGUCGACAUGGUGAAUAUCUGCGAGUUCCUUCACAUAGUUGGUGAGGAAAGUUUCCCGGAUGAAUUCUCGAAGAAGAAGCGUCGCACAGAAGUCGAUCGACACCAUCGUAGUAGAAGGAACGAAGAACGUUAUCGUGAUCGUGGCAAUGAAGAACGCAUGUCCGACAGACAACGACAAUCCUCAAGCUCACGGCACCAAAAUACACAGCGUCUUCCAAGCAGUCAGCCUACUGCUUCACCGACUUCCGAGGAUUCAUCAGAAAUUGAAGCAGAAGGCGAAGCGGAAGACGAACACGUAGAAGACGAAGCAACGAAGGAAAUUGAAGGUUCCAAUUCCGGAUCUUCCUCUUCGGGAACGGACGAACAAGUGGAAAACGAGGAGAAGAAGGAUGCGGAAAACGAUUCAGAAACGUCUGAAUCAGAGUCUGAUGUAGAAAAUACUGCCCCUGCUUGGAAACGGGAACUUAUGGAGCAGGAAAAACUUGAUGCUGAGCGUGAAAGGGCCGAAGCUGCUGCUGCUGCCGAAGAAAGUGAUCAAACAAGUGAAGAAGAUGAAGAUGAGGACUCUGAUGAAGCAUCUCAGCGUUCAGAUGUCGACCAUAUUAAGGAAGAGGGCGAUCAAAACCAAGGAAAUGCUGUUGCUGUCGAAGAAAAGCCUCCUUCUCCUCCGACACCCCCGGAAUCACGUUUGCCCGCCUAUUAUCCGGCCAUAUCAGGUUGUAGGCUUGUGGAAGAAUUCCAGUGUCUCAACCGAAUUGAAGAAGGGACAUUCGGUGUUGUGUAUCGUGCUCGAGAUAAGCGUACGAACGAAACCGUUGCUCUGAAGCGUUUAAAAAUGGAGAAAGAGAAAGAAGGCUUUCCCAUCACGAGUUUGCGAGAAAUCAACACCCUGUUGAAAGCGCAACACGAAAACAUCGUUACCGUGCGUGAAAUUGUGGUGGGAAGUAAUAUGGAUAAGAUAUACCUCGUCAUGGAUUACGUCGAACACGAUUUGAAAAGUUUGAUGGAGACUAUGAAAUCGAAAAAGCAAGUUUUUGUGUUCUCGGAGGUGAAGACGCUUAUGUUACAGCUCCUCCGUGCGAUUGCACAUUUGCACGAUAACUGGAUUCUUCACCGUGAUAUCAAAACGUCAAACCUGCUUCUGAAUCACCGAGGAAUUCUGAAAGUCGGAGAUUUUGGACUUGCACGGGAAUAUGGUUCUCCGUUGAAGGCGUACACCUCAGUUGUCGUCACGCUGUGGUAUCGUGCUCCCGAACUUUUGCUGGGAGCAAAAGAAUAUUCUACUCCAAUUGAUGUCUGGAGUGUAGGUUGCGUCUUUGGCGAGUUGUUGUUGAUGGAACCUUUGUUCCCCGGAAAAUCGGAAAUCGAUCAGCUGAAUAAAAUCUUCAAAGACUUGGGCACGCCGAACGAACGAAUCUGGCCGGGCUAUAAAGAGCUACCUGGUGCAAAGAAGUGCAUUUUCACCGAGUAUCCUUUUAGUCAGCUGCGGAAUCGUUUUGUAAGCUACCAGCUGACUUUGAGUGCGUUGGAUCUCAUGAACUCCUUCUUUAUCUAUGAUCCAAAGCGACGGGUGACGGCAGAAAAUGCAUUGAAGCAUCGGUGGUUUGACGAAGAGCCCUUGCCUAAAGACCCUGCGUUGUUUCCAACAUGGCCCGCUAAAAGCGAACUGGGACACCGGAAAGGUGGUAACAGUCCGAAACCGCCAUCGGGAGGCGGAGAGUUCAAGGAUUUAGGACAAGAAGACGACGACGACAAAAUGGUUGCUAGGUUGGGAGCAAGUUUGCCUCCACCUGGAAUCAUCCCUGGGAUUCCCGGAUCCCUACCAGUCCCAAUCGGUGGUACUGGUGGAGGCUUCAUGUUGAAGUUUUAGGAAUAUUGAAAAAAUAAGAACUUGUCUGUGAGUCAUUUUGUGGAAAGCGAGUGAAAAAUCAUUGAUACUUUUUUUGAAUGUAUGUUCGCAUUUAUUUUUUAUUUUUGCCACCGGUCGAGCACCUCAGUUUCUUUUUGCGGUGUAUCUUUUGCUUUUGAAUGGAAUCACAAAUAUUGGUCAUGAUAUUUCAGCUCUUCUUUGGCAUUCAUGUUCG
Messenger RNA from Notodromas monacha, 2731 nucleotides. The record is from the annotation of a GenBank genome assembly. NCBI's taxonomy places the organism in Eukaryota, Metazoa, Arthropoda, Ostracoda, Podocopida, Cyprididae.